This is a messenger RNA of Soboliphyme baturini, 606 nucleotides long. Lineage: Eukaryota; Metazoa; Nematoda; Enoplea; Dioctophymatida; Soboliphymatidae. The record is from the annotation of a GenBank genome assembly.
AUGAGACCUUUUGUACACCCAUUUUGGCGCGGAAGCGACGACUGGCUCUGGCCAGAGUUUAGUCAGCUGUUUGACCAGAACUUCGCUCAUGAGGUUUUGCCGUCGGACCUGCUAGACGUCGACCCAUGGGAACGAAUGAUUGAGCAUACGCCAUACCAUCGUCGACCGAAGCGCCGCCACAGCGAGGAGAGGGGGAAAGUAACCGGCUGGUCUGAGGUGAGGAACGACAAGGAGAAGUUUACGGUCAAGCUGGACGUCUCCCAGUUCAAGCCCGACGAAUUAAAGGUGAAAACCACCGUGAACAUGUUGAUCAUCGAGGCACAUCAGAAAGAGCACAAGGAUGAGCACGGCCUAAUCAGCCGUUCAUUUGUGCGUAAGUACAUGUUGCCGAAAACAGCCGAUCCGCAGGCAGUUACUUCGAGACUGAGCCAGCAAGGUGUAUUGACCAUCGAGGCGCCAAAUGUGGUUAUAGAAGAGGCGAACCGUGAACGAGAAGUGCCGAUAGAGAUAGUCAGCAACGCAGAUUCAGAGGAUCAGAAGAAGCAGCAGAUGGCAACCACAGCAGAAGACAAGUCUCCAUCAAAGCAUGCAAAGAAGAAGCACUAA